Anas platyrhynchos (mallard) is the source of this 1648-nucleotide messenger RNA. The record is from RefSeq and is a predicted model, not a curated record. NCBI's taxonomy places the organism in Eukaryota, Metazoa, Chordata, Aves, Anseriformes, Anatidae.
CAGCGGCGCAUGGCUCCCAGGCGGCAGGAAUCGGGGCUCUUUGAUGCUGCCUCCGCCGCCGCCGGCCCGCACCCCGCCCCCUCCGCCUCCGCCUCCUCCGCCGCCGCCGCCGCCGCCCCCGCCCGGCGCUGCCGUAACCGCCGCCCGCCCGGCGGAGCCGCCGGACUUUGCAAAGUUUGGCAGCGGGGGGGGCUCCGCCGCGGCGAGGAGCGGGGCUGCGGCCACCCCCCCCCCCUCCCCGGGGCAGCCGCCGCCGGGACGGGCUCCGCGCCAACGGGAGGGGCGGCGAAGGCGGCGCGCGGCCGUUGGGACCGUUAGGGCCGGGGGGGGGGGGGCACAGCGGGGGGCUCCUGCCCUGACCACCCCUCAGCGCGACCCCCGUCCCGCUCCCUGCGGGGCCCCUCCAGGAGCCAGCAAAAUGCCGGCAGCGCCUCCGACCCCCUGGGAAGGGCGAGAUGCCAGCUAAAGGAGAAUCCAGUGUUUGGGCACUGAUUUCACGCUUCCCACAGAGCAGUGUAAUAGGAAACGCAUCCUCGGUCACCCACAAAAAUUCAUUUUCAUCCUUCAGAAUUGUAAAUGUAACAUCCCCUGCACCCACCUGGAACUGGUGUCAGCUUCCAGCGAUGCUCAAGCCAUCUGUUCAGAGAAACCCUGAGGAUCCUGGACAACCUCGUAGUGCUGCUGCAAACCAUCUUAGCUGGUUCCUGUUGGCCGGACAGAAAUUCACCCCACACCACUGAAAUGCUCUAUUGGCAGCUUGAUUCAGGCUGUUCCAGGAGCAAGUGUCCAAAACUGGUUGCUGCCAGGACACUGAGCACACAUGUCUGCCAGAGAGCAAUUAGCACCCAAACUUUUGCCAGCCCCCUGGACUUCUAUUGCCAGCCAGAAGCAGGCCUACAGACUAGGGGCAGCUGUGCAUGGUAUCUUUUAGCGAGGCACAGCUAGGUUCUUAAUUAUUUGCGUUUUCUGGAUGUCUUAGUGGUGCACUCCUAUGUAAAUAGGUUUCAAAUCAUGGGGUUUAAAUAAAGCAUUACCCUUCACUUUCAGGAAGCAACAGUACGGUAGCUUUCUGUCAGAUCUGUGCUUUGUUUACCUGGGCUCUGGCAUGCAGGCAUGUGCAGAGCAGAGGAUUCAAAUCCCAUUCUCUUCAUUCUGUGAGGUGGAAAAGGCGAAGUCAGGUUCCAGUACGUUAACUACAGAAAGGGGACAUUGCAACGUGGACAGCUACAGCAUUAUAUCACCUGCAGCUUCUCUCUUACUGAGAGGGGAUACUCUCUACUGUCCAACACCAGUCCUGAGACCAUGAUCACAGGUGAAGGAAAAAUACAGCCAUAAUGCAGCCAAAUACAGCCAGAGCCUGCUUCUUAACAGACAUCGCCUUUACCUGCUGACUGAAAGGAGCAAGACAGGGAGAAGAGUUCAUCCAUAAAGAACUGUUCACAGUUGCAGUGCAAGGUACCUCAAUCCUGGGUGUUGCCACAGCUGCAAAUAACAUCAGUUCCCUCCCUACUCUCUGCUUUCCAACUUAGUGGGGGCUGAGCAACCUGCAAAGCAUGGCAGAAAGUUGGGUUUUGUAUUCUAAAGUAUCAGUCCUUUUAUCCAACAAACAGAUAAGCAAAGCCAAUAAAUUGACAUCUCUGAUAAGCUA